AUGUCUUCCUUGAAUCAGAGGGCGACUAAGAAGAGAAAUAAUGAAUCAAGGCGGAGAAGCCACCAAAUAGGCAGCAGCAGCCGCCUGACCAAGAAGAGAGGGCUGAUAACCCUCCUAUACCACAAGUUGGAAUUGCCAGCCAGCACCAGCCGGAGCGCCCUCAACCCAAUCCAAACGCUCCCGGUGCAGCCGAGCAGCCGCAGCCACCUCAUAAUCAACCACAACCGCAACCUGGUGUUCCAAAAUAAUGGACACCAUCAUCAUCACGGUGACCAUCAAGGGAUGCCUCAAGCUCAACCUCAAGUGCCUCAAGGAGAGCACCAUUCGCGCAUCAUCCAAGGCACCAAACUAUGGGAGAUUUUGAUUCUUCCGAUGCUUUCUUAUGGAUCGGAAUCCCAUCCGACCACCUCUACCCCAAGGAACGACUUUGAGAUCAAGCCGCAGAUCAUUGCCUUGGUGAAGCAAAACCAAUUCCAUGGUUUGCCCACUAAACCAAUUCCGCAACCUCUUGAUCAUGUGACACCUUUGAGAAGAUAUGCAGCACAACUCUCAUCAAUGGAGUGUCACCGGAUUACUUCAAGUGCAAGUUGUUUACUUUUUCUCUAA
Microthlaspi erraticum is the source of this 606-nucleotide messenger RNA. NCBI's taxonomy places the organism in Eukaryota, Viridiplantae, Streptophyta, Magnoliopsida, Brassicales, Brassicaceae. The record is from the annotation of a GenBank genome assembly.